Messenger RNA from Tripterygium wilfordii, 1409 nucleotides. RefSeq names its product WRKY transcription factor 71-like. The record is from RefSeq and is a predicted model, not a curated record. The coding region runs from base 200 to 1180 and encodes 326 amino acids. Gene Ontology annotation, biological process: regulation of DNA-templated transcription. The transcript is spliced from 3 exons. Lineage: Eukaryota; Viridiplantae; Streptophyta; Magnoliopsida; Celastrales; Celastraceae. Gene Ontology annotation, molecular function: DNA-binding transcription factor activity; sequence-specific DNA binding.
AUGAACUAGCCAAAACCUACCAUCCAACGCCCCUUAUCUCUCAAUCACAAGAAAAAACUCUUUUUCUUGUGAGAGAACAAAUUGAAGACCAUAACUCAAGCUAGCUUUCUCUCACAGCUCACAUACCUAAAACCCUUUUCUUCCUCUUUCUCCACUUCCUCCUCAUCGCCUUCUUCUUCUUCUCCUAGCUUCUUGAUCUAUGUCAAAUAAUGAUCAAAAACAAGAUCCAUUUCAUAAUUAUGGCUCUUUUUAUUAUAAUGAUUCAUCAGUUUUUCCAUUCUUCAACAUCACACCAACACAAAAUCACAUACAACCAGCUGCUGGGUUUGAUCCUCCCUCAAACAUGAGCUUCACUGACUCCUUACAUCUCUCUAUGGACUACAACCAGCUGCAGGGUUUGAUCCAACCAGCUGCAGCCUUUGACAUGUCUUGCUCUUCACCUCAAGUUAUCACUGAUCCCAAUGUUGAAGAAGAUGCUAAGUUGAAGAGAUUUGGUGUUGGGGAUCAAAACCCACCUUCAAAUCCAAAUUCAUCAGUUUCUUCCUCUUCCAACGAGGCCGGACCCGACGAUGAUUCUGACAAGAUGAAGUACAAGCAUCCCAAAGAGACUGGUACUCAUGAAGAUGCAGCACAUGACAAGUCAAAGAAAGUGAAUAACAAGGCUAAAAAGAAAGAGAAAACACCAAGGGAGCCUCAAUUUGCAUUUCUGACCAAGAGUGAGAUUGAUCAUCUGGAGGAUGGUUACAGAUGGAGAAAAUAUGGACAAAAGGCUGUCAAGAUUAGCCCUUAUCCAAGAAGUUACUACAGAUGCACGAGCCAGAAGUGCAAGGUGAAGAAAAGAGUAGAGAGAUCAUUCCAAGACCCAUCAACUGUGAUCACCACUUACGAAGGCCAGCACAACCACCAUUAUCCUGCAACGUUCCGCGGCAAUGCAGCAAGACUGUCCCCUUCUCUUCUGGCUUCAAUUGCCUCCUCGACGCCUAACUUGCGCCAACAACUCCUUCUCACGAGCUUGUUUCCUCACCAAGCUGCUGCUGCUACUACUUCCAGCAUGUUGUCCCAAAACAAUAUUACUCAUCAUCAACAGCAUCAGCAACAACAGGAGCUCCAUUUUCCUCCUGAUUAUGGGUUGUUGAAAGAUUCAUGUGGUCCCUCUUUCUUCCACAAACAGGAGCCAUAACUAGUUAACUAGAAAUUGAUAUCUCUACGUACUCUAUAAAGGUACCUCUACAGAGUUUUCAUUACACACAUAUAUGUCAUUCACUUAAUUAGUUUCAUGGAUGAUGAUGAACUAAUGCCGGCAUCGGCAUGGCUCACACAUAUACCAUUCAAUGCAUAUCCUUGACUUAUUGAUAUAUAUGAAUUGAUGUAGUCAUUCUCUCUGGCAAUCGAAAACCCACUUGUUUAAA